AUGGCUCGAGAAGAACACUGCUGGGAUGCGCAAAGAACUGCAACAGGCCAGCUCACCACGCGCUGGCAAAGAGUGGCUCGCCGUUUGGGCUUUGGGAAAAGAAAUAGGGAAGUCGCGGAGUCUGCAGGCACUGUCCCCGCGAAACGGCGCUCGACGUGGGCGGGAAAAAUUGCCCAGCAUAUGCGCCGUGCUGGAGCACUUUUGCGGCGCAAACUCCCAGCAUACUUUUCCGGUCUGCGGACGCGCAUUCGCAACUGGUGGAGGGGCAUGCCAGAUGUUGUGAGAUUCCAGCCGGAAGAGCCGGGAGAUGCCCUUGUCGCUCGUCUACUGGCUGAAUUGCGCGGGAUAGGCGGGCGGCCUCAAGACAUCAAAUGGGAGCACGGAGCUUUCGACGACUGCGUGUCUUCAACCUUCUUUCCUCCUGAUGCCCCGCCUAGACGGUGGGUCCCCAACUUGUUUCUUGUCAUGCCGAAGGCAGAGACUGACCUGGAACGGCUUACAACAACAUCAUUUGAAGAAGGCCCCACUGUCAGCGAGAGUGAGCUCGGCCGCGCUGCACGCUUGCAGCUGAGCAUCGGCAUCAUUCAAACGGUGGCCAACCUCCACGACCAGGGAUUAGUUCAUGUCGACAUCAAGCCAGGAAAUUUCGUAGUCAUGAGUGACGGGCGACUCUUUCUCAGUGACUAUGGCUCAUGUGAGAAGCUGGGAACGGCGUUUGACGCGUGGCAAGUCGGUCUAUCUCUGUACGUGCUUUGGUGCAAGGACAGGCCUGAAGGGAUUGGCCGUGGAGUGGUUUUGGAUUUUAGCAAGUGUCCUGUGGAUCCGCCAGAGGCAAUCAAGGACCUCAUUCGGUGGUUCCUACAAAAGGACGAGGGGCUCCGGCUGCUGCCUUUGCGUGCCAUGCGAACUCGGCAGUUUCGCCAGAUAAAGAAGGAGGUUGAGCGGUCGCUGCGACAUUUCGCCAUACAGCCUCCAUUAGAAACAGGCGAAGAGACGCAGUCGGUGAAACUAGAGCAGGCGUCUUUGGCGGAGGCUACGGAACGUCCUGGGGAACGUGGAAUGACGGAUACGAUGUCGACAGGCGUCGAGGCGUAG
Molecule: messenger RNA, 1095 nt
Organism: Besnoitia besnoiti
Lineage: Eukaryota; Apicomplexa; Conoidasida; Eucoccidiorida; Sarcocystidae
Product: rhoptry kinase family protein ROP24 (incomplete catalytic triad)
Exons: 3
Coding region: 1-1095 (364 amino acids)
Biological process (GO): protein phosphorylation
Molecular function (GO): ATP binding; protein kinase activity
Source: RefSeq, a predicted model, not a curated record